This is a messenger RNA of Xiphophorus couchianus (Monterrey platyfish), 8236 nucleotides long. RefSeq names its product SLC2A4 regulator (gene slc2a4rg). Gene Ontology annotation, biological process: regulation of transcription by RNA polymerase II. The transcript has 9 exons. Gene Ontology annotation, cellular component: nucleus. The coding region runs from base 225 to 1811 and encodes 528 amino acids. NCBI's taxonomy places the organism in Eukaryota, Metazoa, Chordata, Actinopteri, Cyprinodontiformes, Poeciliidae. The record is from RefSeq and is a predicted model, not a curated record. Gene Ontology annotation, molecular function: DNA-binding transcription factor activity; RNA polymerase II cis-regulatory region sequence-specific DNA binding.
CUUUUUAUCCUCCUAACCGGGCGGCUUUUUGGAUAUCUUGGGCUGCGGCGGUGACGGCAGCGGUGGAAAAAACUUCACAUGUAGACUAGAAUAGAAGUUAGGACUCAAAUAGCUCCUAUCAAACUGCGACAAUCCCAAUAAAUGUAUCCAAUUCCCGCAAUUUGCACUAAAACCCUACAGAAAGCCGACAUUCUUCCUUUAGUCUCCUCUCUCCUUGACUAAAUAUGGAGUCCAAAUGCAUUUUGGAAAAGUCGUCGGUCGGGACAAGCGUCGGUGGAGUCGUGGACUUCAACUACCGGCCGGGUCGCUACAACAGCCGGGUCCCAGCGGUGGCAAAAAGCAGCUUCACACCGGGGCCCAUCUUUUACAAAUGCGUAACGGACGGAGGCUCGACGGCGGCGGUUAAAAACGAGCGAACUUCGUCCGUCGGUAGCGGGCACUCACCGGGCGUUGGAAUAUUACAAAACGUGGAAAAAACAGUCAUCAGAGACCAAAAAGACAUUGGUUCCACUGGGAUCCUGAAGAGGGCCAGUCCUACCCUCUGCCUUGGCAUGGGCAGGCAGUUGCCAGGCAGCUCCAUAAGUUUGGACAUCAGAAACCCAGGAAAACAGGCAGAGCUGGCCAACAGCUUCAGGCCAGCACAGGGGCAAAAUGUCCCACAGGCAGAGAUACAACCCCUUCCCUCCUCCCACAUCCCAGUCCCCAGAAACAGGAAUCCUUCAGGUCAUGCCGAUAAGGAGGUGAUGGCUGCCACCGUCUUGACCUCACUGUCCACAUCCCCCUUGGUGCUCUAUCCUUCCUCUGUGCCCACAGAGCCAGCCAGCAAAACAUGGAAAGAGGUGCUUUCUACGAGUUACAGCAGCUCAACGAGCGGCAACUGGAGCUGGGAUGCCAGUGACCAAUCAGUGCCCUCCACACCGUCCCCACCACUUUCCAAAGAUGCCAACACGGGCUUCCUGCACUCGGCCCAGGGAGAUGAUGCCAGUGAGGAUGUUUCGGAGAGCACACAUUUUAUGUUUGAGGACCCCAUCCCUCGAAAGCGAAAGAACUCCAUGAAGGUGAUGUUUAAGUGCUUGUGGAAGAACUGUGAAAAGGUCCUCAGCACCUCCUCAGGGAUCCAGCGACAUAUCCGCACCGUCCACCUGGGGCGAAACAGCGACUCAGAUUACAGCGAUGGAGAGGAGGAUUUUUAUUACUCAGAGAUUGAAGUCAACAUGGACAGCCUGACGGAGGGUUUGUCCAGCCUCACACCUACCUCCCCCACCACGGCUGGCCCUCCGCCCAUCUUCCCCCCGCCGCUGAGCGACGUGUCCCGCUCUGAGUACGUCGGCGUGAACGGUUCACAGAGCCACACCUCGUCGCUGCUCAGUCAGUCGGCUCCCUCCACACUCUGCCACAUCCGCACUGACCAUGCCUACCAGGCCACCGCUCCAGUGAGUAUCCCAGUGGGUCCUGAGCUGGCUGGGAUAGGCAGUGGUAAUGGGAUCGGGCCUGGAACUGGAACAGGGACUGGGAAUGGCAUCAGUGUGUCUUGGCAGCAGCCCCCUCCUGUCAUUUUUAAAGGCGCCCUGGGCCCUGUGACACAUGUUCGCACUGUUUGCAUUGGUGAAAAGCGGCAGCCGGCGAUCGGCACGCACGCCGCCGUUAACAAGAACCAUUCUUUAGUAACGCCAGCAACUAAAUCAGCAGCAGGAACCAGGAAACCCCGUGGCGAAGCUAAGAAGUGCCGAAAGGUAUACGGCAUGGAGAAGAGAGACAUGUGGUGCACAGCCUGUCGAUGGAAAAAAGCCUGUCAGAGAUUCACCGACUAAUCCAGUUGCCUUCCCCUGCUUGUGGGAGACGAGCUCCUCCUCGCUCGGAGUGACAGCGAGGUUGACAUUUUUUUCCACGAAGAGAUGAGGGCAAGGUUCUCAAUGCUGCUUCCUCUGGGCUAGCAGGGGUAAAGGGUUGCCUUAUCUCUUUUCAGUUUCCAAACACAAUGAGAAUAUCAAAACAAAACACAAAGAGAAAAAAAUAACUUUAUCCAGAUCCGGAGACUUUUUAAGACUGAGACAUUUUCACUUACAGCAAAAUAAGGAAAACAAAACAAAUUGGAUGCUGAUCAGAUUCUUUUAUUUCCCACUUGCUUCAAAUCAAAGCAAUUUUGAAGAGUACAGAUAAGCUUUUUGUUAUACCCUGUUGUUCAUUGUCAGAGCACUAUGUAAGCUACUUUUUGUUUGGUGGGUCGUGGCUCUUUUCCGAGGUUAAACGGUUAAAAUCACAUGUGCUCAGUGAAAUCACUGUUGCAGAUCAGUUUCUCAUGGCCACCUUUUAGGGGCCUUCAUCAAAUCUGCCAAAUUCUCAACUUACAGUCAUAGGUUUUAGAUUAAGAUGUAACAACACUGUGUUCUGCCUUUUUACUGGAAAUAUAGACUGCAAAUCUGAAUACAUGUAAUUUUAGGAUCAAACAUCUUUGUUACUCUAAUUAAAAACAACUUUUUUAAGUUCUGCAAAACUGCACUAAAUCAUUCACAAGUGGUACAAAAAGUUCUCAUUUAAUGUCCCAAAAUAUUUUAGAAAAAUGCACAGUUUAUAAAGUAUAUAUAUAUAUAUAUAUAUGCCCAUAUCUUAUGCACCCUUCAGAGAUAAGUUGUCUUCUAAAGUAGCACUGUAACCCGAGUUUGCCUGAGAGAGUUGAUAUCUAUUUCCUGUAUAGUUUAUUUUCAGCAGUAAGGUGCUGAAUCAACUUGCAAUUGCAUUGUGCAAUCAGAGGAACGACAGCAUUUAAUAAUUUUUUUUUCUCUAUGGUUAUCAGUCACAAUUGAAGCAAAAAGGCUAUUUUUUAACAGCUGAUGUUCUUAAAGAUAUUGUUUACCAUGCUAUGUGAAUUGUAGCCACCAUUUAACAUUUUGAACUUGAUAGUUUGACUGAUGAUGAUAAUUGUGGAUGCAGGGAGAACACAUAGAGACUGCAUUCUCUCAAUCUUAACUAAAAUACAUCUAUCUCUCAUAGUUUUCUAAGAUAAAUUGCCUUGCAAGUUUUAGAAUAAUGACGCACCGAUGUAAGGUUUAGUCUCCAAACUUCAGUUUUUGUAAAGCUUUGACCUGUCGAUACAAAUUUUAGAUUUCAAUUCCCUCUAAUAAUUUUAAUUAAGAAACAUGGAAGAUAUGUCUAUACCUAUUGCUGUAAGCUGUCUUUAGAGUUGUACUAAUUUAAAGCAAAGUUAAACUGAUUUGACAUUGGCAUUCAUACGUUUUUUUUUGCAUAUUAUAUUAAUGAUAAUCAGUCUCUUUGUGUAUUUCCUUGAAAAUGGAGACCAUUACCUUAACUCUGUGAUUUUCUAACAUUUUUAACAUUUUUAAAGCCAUCACAAUAUCAUCAUGUCAUCAGCGCAACAUGGUUGCAGUUGCAUAAAUUUUAUGUUCAGUGAUAAAAGCAAAGACUGAAGUCCUGACUUAAAUCACCAGUCGAGGCUGGUCAAACUGGAAAUUGUCAAAUUUCAGUAAUCACCAGCUUCUUAGUGUAUCUAUGAUGAUACCUGUUAAUGAGCAUUUAAUCAGUUGUAAAUACCAAACUGAACUUAGCAGGUGGCCAAGGCUGUCCUGUGUUUUUAAAAAAUAUAUAUUUAAUCUUUGAAGAAAGCAAGUACAUUGAAUCUAUUGAGUCUUUGCAAAUCAGGGAACCCUUGAUUUAUGUGGAAGCGAAUCUAGCAAGAAUCUUUCUUUUUUUUUUUUGGAGGCCAAAAUGGAGUCUUUACUUAUUUAGAAUAAACAUAUUGAAGUCAGACUGAGGCCACAAAAAUAAGGGCAGGGAUAAAAAGACUGUAUGUCUGCUACAGAUGGUGGAAGUACUUGUAAUCUGUACCUAUAAAAAUAGUUGACUUUAGAGCCCAUUUUGUUACCUGGUUAAUUUUUUAAUAAGAAAUACAAGACAAAGAAAAAAGUAACUUUCUAAUAUUAAAAAUUAAAUGCUGUCCACCUCUUUAAAAUGUAGUUUUUUCAAAUUUUACAUUUCCAAAGUGAAAGAGAAAAAAAGCACUUACGAUUGGUGUAUUUACAUAGAUAGAAAAUCUUUUAAUGAGAGAAAAAUUCAAACAACAAAAGUUGGUUGCCACUCAGAUCUUUCCAGAGUAAACGUCCAUUGUUAGUCAAUUUUGUAAAUUUCCUCAGUUGACUCAAUCAGUUUUCAACUUGUGCAUAAAAAAAUCUAUACCUUUUUAUUUUUCUUUUCUUUUAAAUGAUAUGUUAAUUCUGAGGAAAAUGUUAGCUGAACUAUUUAUUCCUAUUGUCCUAAAACUCAAAGUAGCCCCAUACGGCUUUAAAGUCUAGAAAUUUCUGACUACCUUUCCACCCCAUCUUUUGACCUUUGAUUUAGACAUGAAAUGAUAAAAACAAACCCUUUCUUUGUGUGAUUUUUUUUUUCUUUUUCACAUUUGCAGAGAUAUAGUUAUGUCAGUAGGUGUAAAUUCAUAAAGACAUGUAUGCUGUACAUUGGCCUCCUUCUUCUCUCAAAUUCUGCUGCACGUUUUUUAUUUGUCAAUCUGAUCAGAUUUCACAGAGGACGUGUUCUUUGUUUGGCACGUAUUUGAGUCGACAGCGUCAAACCUCUCGUCUCCGUGAAAACAUUUGUGUUGUUUUCUAGCAUCGGCAGGUCAGAUGUGCUACAAGAAAAAAAAUAAAGACCUCCAAUAAUUUUUUGAUGAGAGCUAAAGAAAACAUUAAGCAGACAUUGUCACCAUCACAGUUCAAGCCUUCACGAUGCUCCGUUUAAAUUUUUUAUAUAUCAGUGUGUUCCAGAUAAGCUAGGUCAGCAGGCCUCUUCCAGUCACCAAAUUCACCAAGUGCCAAUAAAAGUUAAAACAUAAAGGAAAGGGUAUUACGACCUUUAAAGAAAUUGCACUACGCUGUACUGCGCAUAGACAUGUUUUUUAUACAUGAACGUUUUGUAUUUACAGAUUUUUAAGUGAAAAGGUCGUUGUUUUUUUCUUUGUUUUUUUCCCCCCGAUGGGUCUGGAGGGAUCCAUUCACAGGCUGACAGUGGGAAAAUAAAGGGGGCCGAGCACCCCUCCCAGGGGGUUUCCCCAUUAAUGGCAAGUGAUCUUGACAGCUACAGUCUUGUGCUUGGUGUCAGAUGUUGUACCUAACACUGUAGUACUGACAGUUGGAGAUGCGUGGUACUGGAAGUACAGUGUGGUACUCGGCGGUCGUCGAUCUCUUUGCCUUUCCUAGGAUGAGCGCCAUGGGCUGAAAGCGGUUCCAGACUUAUUGCAGUGACAGGGAAACACCAGUUUCAGUACAUAGCCACACGUUAUCAUCUCGAUAACAGAAGAUGCUUUAAAGUGUUCAUUGCCUGGAGGGUCUUUUUUCCCCUCGCAUUGUUCACAUGCUUUUUAAACACACUGCUGCAAAUUUGCUCUUCCUUUCAUUAAAAAAAAAAAGCUCCUGCUUCUUAAUGUUUUACUAAGAUAAUGUAUUUCAUGUAUGUACAUACAAUUAUUAGUGCUGGAUACCACUUUUUUUGUUCAGUACAUUUGGUUUGGUUGUCGAUAAGAGUAUGAAAAGCCACCCAUUAGGUCUCUCCAUCCCGUAUGUAAACACCAGCAGGUCCAUGUACCGAGAGCUUCAGUUGGCAGAGAAUGGAACCCAUUUAGAGGAAACAAGGCUUUUCUCCCCACUGUUCCACUUAGUGGAGGUUUUUGUUAUGAGCAAUGUGGCUCACUGCCCAGGGCACCACAGCUUAGGGCCAGCCUGAAGAUUUUAUUUUAAUUUUUUUCAUUUGUGCUCCAAACACGUUUUUAGUUGUGUUCAAAGUUGUAAAUAUGGCUGAACACUGCAGCAGGCUGAAGUUGCUCUUUGAUUUACAACCUCUACUGUGGUGCUGUUGAAAAGGGCUAUUUCACAGGGUUGUUUUUUUUUUUUUUUUUUUAGAAAUUGGGACUACAUUUGAUUAUCACUUGUUUAAUAACUAAGUUUCUUAGACUGGACUGAAUUAUGCUAUACUGCACAGAAAUUCUUAAAAAAUAAAUGUUGAGAUCUUUGAAACCUUUACUCUAUUUGUUAAAACACACAAGAGAACUCUUAUUGCUCUGUUGGCAUUAGGACCACCUAAAGCUAUUGUUGGGUGCCAUUUAAGCAAAAGCUGCCACUGGAUCCCCCGCUGUUGAAAUUGUCCCCAUUAGCUCUGCAUUUAACAAUGGAGCUUGGAACUCUAUUUUCAAUAACUUUUUUAGCCUCAAAGAUCACUCGCUCUUAAACUAGAGAUGCACCAAUCAAAUAGCCAGAGAUAAUAAUGUACCAAUUUUCGCUUAAUUGGCUGUGAUACAUCUAUUUUAUUCCACAUUUUUUAAAUGUUAUAAGAACUCCCAUCAUUUCUUGGCUAUGAAUGAAUAUCAUCUUGUAAUCCACUGAUUUUCUGUUUAAAACUACAACUUCUGUCAAAAAACAUGUACCACAUAUUUUUAUGUGCGGUGAAAAAGCAGUUUUGAUCAAAAUCGUACUCAGCAGGUCUGAUCCUCAAAAAAGAAAAAAAAAAAUCGGACAGGAAAUAACUGAUCGGUGCACCUCUAGUUUAAAUUCCAGUUUACUUUCAACAACGUAUUCUCCCUAGAAACCAGUGGAUGGAGAUUGACACUAUCUGCUGACGGGUGUGCGGGAAUCAGCAAAGUUCACACACAACAUGCGGUAACAUUUGCAGUUUCAGGGCCUUGUUGUACAUAAAGCAAGAUAGAGUUCUGUGAGGCUUUGUCACAUGUUUUGUUGUAUCUUUGUAAUACGAAAAGGAAACUUUCUUCUUUUUUUUUUUUUACAUUACAGUUGCUCAGAAUAUAUGUUUUUUCUUUCACUUUUAAAGGCAAUUGCAAACCUAUAGUGAACUGAUUCAAUGUAUAUUGUAGCUUAGUGGCAAAGGGGAGAAAAAAAGGACAACCUGUUGAAUGUACAACUUAUAGAAAUUCAUUUUGUUGUUUUCGUGUAGUCGCUGGCUAGCUUAGCCAUUUUGAGAAAUUGUUGUGCGUCCUUAUUUUGAUUUGUUAACGCCUAAAAAACAUCUGUCGCCACACUGAUGAAUCAUAUGGAAUAACACAACCAUGCAGUAUUGCUUUACUAUCUUUGUGCAAUGACCAUUUACAGCAGAACAAAAAUUUUCAUGCCUUUUGGUGACAUUUAUGAUCCACUUUUAUCAUUUUGUCCUCUAUAUUCAGCCAGCUGGGUCAUUUCGUGUGAGUUUGUGUACUUUUUGUUGUCAUGAAUGUUGUUUGUGGUUGUGACAUGAAGUUGUCCUCAAGUCAGGAUCUCUUUCAACCUUUUUGGUCACAAUGGAAAUUGUUACCCUUUGGGGCAUCUUUAUCCUGCCCUGCGCAUUCCAACAGACAGCAUGCUGUUAGUGUCUUUCCCCGCUUCUCCUUUCACCGCAGCAAUUCCUUUUUGUGUGCUAUUCAGCUUCACUGUGGUUCCACCCAAGCCUUUAGCCAGUACAUUAAGCUAAACUAAACCCUUGAAAUGUGCAUCAAAAAAAAGCCUUCUUGUUCUCUUACCAAAUAUGUCAAAAUUGAUGUGCUGCUUUCCUGAAUGUCAGUUUUCAUUUUGUUCACUAAAGAGCAGCAGCAAAAAACAAUAUAUAUAUUUGUUCAAAAUCACAUGUAUUUCAUUGCAAUGGCAGCUCCACACCUCCCUCUCCUGUGCUUGUAUUGUCUGUCCAGGCGUUUGUCAAACCCCACCCUCUAAUGACCAUUUUUUUCAGUGCUGUUGUGUUUUUACUGAGCCUUACGCUUUUAUUUUUCUCCCAUCGAUUGUCUGAUUGAGUUUGACGACGUUGUGCAUGUCUAGCAUUGCUCAUUCUUUUGAUAUUCUUUAUUUUUGUGUGUAUGUUAGGAGAUACAACACUGAAGGGUUUUGUGUUACAUUUCCCCUCUCAGUAUCCAGGAGCUCAAGGCUGAUGGUGGAAGCAAACAUACUAGGAGCGCCCUGACUACGCUCAGUGCUGGAAGAGUUUUUGGUGGAAAUGUGACGUCAGCCUUUGGGUCUUCACUGGAGGCCACGAUUUCUCCUGUUUUUUGGGUGGGCUCUGCUUCUGGUUUUCAUCAGCAGGCCCACACACACACACACGGAGAAAGCACUUUCUGAGCAGUGGUGCACUCAAGGAGUACUCGUAUGAAUGUCAAGCCUAGUGCUUGAAAAGAUGGAUGAACAUGCAUGAUGCUUAUAAUGUGAUCUGUGUGAUGUAAUGUGAUGGUAAAGAAAAAUAAACCUGAAUGGAAGAC